AUUUCACUCCAAUGUAUUUACUGUUGAAACAACUGGACUUUACACAAAUACUGGUUCGUUCGAUACCUCUAAUUUCCGCUAUCAAUAACAGUGCAACACGUGGGAUAUUAAAUAUUUCAAGGCUUUUUUCUACCACAAUUAAAAUGACCGAUUCAAGUAAGCCAUCUUUAAUUGCCAUUGUACAAAUGACGGCAACAUCAAACAAGGCCGACAAUUUUGCCGUUACCAAAAAGAAAAUUGAGGAAGCCAGUAGCCUUGGUGCCAAAGUAGUUUUUCUGCCAGAAGCGUGUGAUUACAUUGCUGAUUCCCACGCUCAGUCACUUGAGCUUGCCGAGAAUAUGGAUGGGCCCUUGAUCAAAAACUAUUCAGAACUUGCAGUGCAAAAUCAGAUAUGGAUUUCAAUUGGUGGAUUCCACAACAAAAGCAGUUCGAUUGAUAAAAUGUUCAACACUCAUGUGCUCAUCAAUUCGGAUGGGCAAAUAGCCGGUCGUUACGACAAGACUCACUUGUUUGACGUUGAAAUUCCGGAGAAGAAAAUCAAAUUAAAAGAGUCGGACUACAUUGAGAAAGGAGGAUCGAUUGCUUCCCCGGUUGAGUCACCUGUGGGCAAAAUCGGUUUAGGAAUCUGUUACGACGUGCGAUUUCCUGAAUUCAGCUUGUCACUAGCUCGAAUGGGGGCCGACAUCAUUACUUAUCCAUCGGCUUUUACCGUGGCCACUGGGCUGGCCCAUUGGGAAUCGCUUUUGAGAGCCCGAGCCAUCGAGACGCAAUGCUUUGUCGUCGCAGCCGCCCAGACGGGCAUUCACAAUAACAAACGCUCCUCCUACGGUCACGCCAUGGUUAUUGAUCCUUGGGGAACGGUGAUAGCCCAGUGUCGAGAAGGGACCAGUUUAGCCUUAGCUGCGAUCGAUUUGGAAUAUCUGAGAAAAGUGCGACGCGAAAUGCCCGUUUUCACUCACCGACGACAAGACGUCUACCAAUUACCCAGUUGUGGUGUGUUGCCAGUUUCACCGCUGCCGCCAGACGAGGCCACAUUCAAUUUCGGCCAGGUGACCAUCAAAGGAUGGGCAGUGUUCUACCAAAGUCGGCAUUCUUUGGCUUUUGUUAACCGCAAGUGCGUCGUUCCAGGACACGUGUUGGUGAUGCCAUUGAAAGCGAUCAGACGGAUGCCAGACAUGGAGCCAGACGAAUUGUCCGAUUUGUUUCUCACGUCGCAAAUAGUCCAGAGAGGCAUGGAACUUUUCCACGGCGUUUCAUCGUCCAACGUUGCCGUUCAAGACGGCCCUGAUGCCGGACAAAGCAUUCAGCAUGUCCACGUCCAUAUCCUGCCUCGACGCCCGAAAGAUUUCAAGGAGAACGACCAAGUUUACGAUGAACUCAACAAUCAUGACAAGGGACCCAACGUGGAAUGGCGCCAGGAAGAAGAUAUGAAGAGAGAAGCCACAGAGCUCCGCCAGUUUUUCGCGAAAUUGUAACAAUUUCAUACUUAAGUUUGAUGUCAUAUAUAACGGUGCAAAAUUCUAGCGAAAGAAAGAAAUUAAAGUACAAUUCCAAUGGGAGUAAAGCCGUGGGUGGAUACUUGACCUGAUGUCCCAAUUGGAUGAUGCAACAUUAAAAUAGUUUCAACAUCAUCCAGUCGCUGAUGCUUAGCUCCGAGAUGUAAAAUAAAUGAUGGCGAAAUUUUGA
Molecule: messenger RNA, 1686 nt
Organism: Daphnia pulex (common water flea)
Lineage: Eukaryota; Metazoa; Arthropoda; Branchiopoda; Diplostraca; Daphniidae
Gene: NitFhit
Product: deaminated glutathione amidase-like
Exons: 8
Coding region: 12-1475 (487 amino acids)
Biological process (GO): nucleobase-containing compound metabolic process
Molecular function (GO): bis(5'-adenosyl)-triphosphatase activity; hydrolase activity, acting on carbon-nitrogen (but not peptide) bonds, in linear amides
Source: RefSeq, a predicted model, not a curated record